Messenger RNA from Schistosoma intercalatum, 4610 nucleotides. NCBI's taxonomy places the organism in Eukaryota, Metazoa, Platyhelminthes, Trematoda, Strigeidida, Schistosomatidae. The record is from the annotation of a GenBank genome assembly.
CACUGUUGUGGCACUUAAGGAACCAAGGUUUUUGAAAACAAAUAACUGAAAUAUUCACAUUUUACUGUCAUCUAAAUCUUCCAAAGUAUUGAAGAUUGGACUAGCUCACUCAAAGUACUUUCAAGGCGGCGUUCUUCGGAUUUUCUUCCCGAUGGCCAACAGCACUUCGGUUGGGGAGACUAAGUUCAUAUAUUACAUCGAUGAAGAAGAAACUCCUUACCUUGUUAAACUCAACAUUGCUCCAGAAAAAGUCACUCUUGGCGAUUUCAAGAACGCUCUAAACAGACCGCAUUCGAAAUUUUUUUUUAAAUCACUGGACGAUGAUUUCGGGGUUGUUAAGGAGGAAAUAUUCGAAGAUAACGCUCCACUCCCUUGUUUCAAUGGCCGUGUCGUUUCUUGGUUGGUGACUACAGAUGAAAGUAUAGCAUCUGAUCCAGGUGUUCUCAACCCCUCUGUUGAGGCAAACGCUAGUGUAAAUAGUAGUAAAUAUGAUCCUAACCUUGAUUUGGAGUCAAAUAAUACGCGCAACAACGAAUGCAAAAUCAACUCUUGUGUACUUCAGUCACAUACGACCGCUGCUCCAGCUGAUUCUACUUCUGCAAACCUGGGUCAUGGAGGAAAUAUUGGACAAAAUUACGAUACAGAAACGGAAUCUGUACAUAGUGCUAACCAAGAUCGCAUUGCUCCUCUACGGAAUUUUCACAAUUAUAAAUCUAGUGGUCGACAUCACCAUACAACGAGUGGUGGUAGUCAUAUUACUCAACAGACAACCCAUAGUGGUUCACGCCAUCGCCACUAUCGUUAUUUGCCUAGUUCAAAUACCUAUGAAGCUCCUUCAAUGAUGAGUUCUGAUUUAGAAUCAACUAGCUUCUUAGACUCGGAAGAAGAAUCUAGCAGAUUUUCAUCAGUCACUGGAACAACAUUAUCUUCCCGUCGGUAUGGUCGUGCACGUCGCAGACGAAGACGUAGGCGUCCACCACCAAUCAGCCGAGCCUCUUCGUUCAGCAGUAUUACAGACUCCACCAUGUCUUUAAAUAUUGUAGCAGUUACGUUGAACAUGGAUAUCGUCAAUUUCUUGGGUAUCAGUAUAGUUGGUCAGUCAAAUAAAUCUGGAGAUGGUGGGAUUUAUGUAGGUUCUAUCAUGAAGGGUGGUGCUGUCGCUCAAGAUGGACGAAUUGAACCUGGGGAUAUGAUUCUGGAAGCAAAUGGAAUUAGUUUUGAAGAAAUGAGUAAUGACGAUGCAGUUCGCACAUUACGAGAGCAAGUUCAGCGUCCUGGACCUAUUACAUUAGUUGUUGCUAAAUGUUGGGAUCCUAAUCCAGCCGAACGUUAUUUUACAAUACCUCGUCAAGAACCUGUACAUCCUAUUGAUCCGCGUGCCUGGGUGUUACAUACCAACGCAAUGACCACACCAGACUCACAGGUUCAAAGUAGUGAUAUACAUAGACAAGUUAAUGGGACUUCCAUGACUGGUGCCUCGUCAGGUGGUGAGUCUAGCUCCACUCUUAGUCCCCCUGGUCUUACCCCUGGUAUGAGUAUGGGCACUUUGACAUCAGGGCAAACUUCAAUGCCGCUAGGUACAAGUGCAGCAGCGUUCAAUAUGGCUGCUUUACUUGCAGCCUCUAAACAAAAACAGCAACAAGAACAAGAACAUCAGCAGCAACAACAUUUACUUCAACAACGAAUUCAUUUAUCACAACCCGCAUUUUAUCCUACGUCAAAUUUAUUACUUCCCCAUGGUUAUACUCAACAGGUCGCUCCUAGCAUUGUUACUGCAUCCAGCUCGCUGCCGGAGAUUGAACGUUACUCAGACCCCAUUCCAUUAGGUCUAUCGACAAGUAUUCCCACAGUUAUUCGUGCAAUGCUCCAACCUGAUUCUGGUCUCGAUAUUAGGGAUCGUAUGUGGCUCAAGCUAACCGUACCAAACGCGUUUAUAGGUUCUGAUCUAGUUGAUUGGCUUUUCCGUCACUUGGAUGGUUUGACCGAUCGCCGGGAAGCCCGAAAGUAUGCAUCUAAUCUGCUCAAAUUGGGAUACAUUCGGCAUAUUGUAAAUAAGUUAACUUUUUCGGAACAAUGUUAUUAUGUCUUCCGGGAUAUAAGUGAACAUAUGUCUUGCUUAAGCCUAGAAGAAGUUGAUAGUGUCAGUGAAGUUGGUGCACAUUCUCAUCCCAAUUGGGGGCACAAUACAACAAGUACUAGUUUAACUGUUAGGGCUGGUGCUAGCAUGCCUGAUUACAAUCCGGGUUUUGCUGGAUCUCAUGGAAUCGGAGCAGCAAGUAGAGAAGGGAAUAGCAGUCAGUAUAGCACCGUCCCACCGAUGUAUCAUCCACCUGCUCCGCCUCUUGCUGCUCCUAUUCGUCAGUUGAUCGCAGACGGUCAAAAUAUAGCUGCUAACGCAAAUCUCCAACAGUCACACAGUGGGCCCCGAUUGAACAGUGGAAAUAGGGAUAAUAUUUCAGGCUAUUCCAGUUCAACAUCUAGCACAAGUAGUGAGUCAGGUCAUUUCGCUCAUGAAAUUCCUGGACAUACGAAAUCACGUCCCAAAGAAACAUCCGCGUCAAACCACAUUGGGGUUCAGGGAUUCAGCCAUUCUAGACAACAAGAUUCAGUUUUACCAAAUGUACGGUCACUAAAACAGCAACAUUCCCAGUCAAAUUCUAAUUUGGCACAAAAUCUCUCUGCUACUGGUGGUGGUGUUGCAGGCAAUCAGUCUAGAUUAAGACCUCCUUUUUAUUCUAAUGGUAAUGAUCUAUCUCAACAGAACGAGCUUGCAGCAUCAUCUACAGGAUCUAGUUCAACUUCUUUUGGAAACCCAAGACAGAAUGUUCCCGCUAAUAAUUCUGAUGGCAAGCAACACCAAACACAGGAAUCAGUUAAACGAGAUUCUAUGCUCAGUUCGAAAAGUAGUAGCAGCAGUAGCUGUACUCCGUUGAAUGCAAACAUACAGGAAACGCGACUGUUCAAUUCACAUCGGCUGUCUCAUAUGUCAAAUCACCAAAAUUGUGCUCCUCCUCCUCCUCCUCCACCACGAAUUUCAACUGCUGUUUCUGGUUUCACACUCACAAGUCAUCCUUAGACAUGAAAUCUGGAAAAACAGAAUUACCGUGGUUUGGAAAGUUUUUUCUACCUCAUCCCAUCUCUUCUCGAAGGUUUCCAAAGAGAUAUAAUUAUUUUGACCACUUCGUUGUAAUUACAGUGAUAUGUGAUACUCGGAUUUCCAUAAUAUAACCUCAUUUCUUCACAAAGAAGCUCAUCCACAACUCAGGCCAUUUUUCCGAUUUUAUACUCAUAAAAGUUUUCUCCCUAAUAUAUAGUUCACUCACGCGUUAAGUUGUAUAUUGUGCAAUCAUUAACAUUUUAAAAUACCCUUUUUAACAAAAAGAUAUCAACUCUUCUUGUAAUCAAUCUCAUAGUCUACCUCGAUGUAUUGCUUAUCAUUUAUCUAGUUACAACUUAUUGUCUUGUUCUUGAAAUGAACUACCAUAUUACAUAUUAUGUACCAAUCCUUCGUUUUUAUCUCAUUUCCUUUCUUUCUUUCUUAACUAACAGAAUGUGCUUUAUUUAACCGUAUUAUUCAGUUACCUACUCCAGAAAUAAUUUUUUUCCUUAAAUUCAGUUGUCGUUACGUAUAAUAUUUGAUUGAUGCUUGAAUCAUUUACAAUUUUUAAAUUAAAACUUUCUAACUAAAUGGCUCUUUUAUUUCGAGUAUUUCAUUCUUAGUACAGAAAUCGUAUUCAUUUAUUUAUGUUAAUGCAAGUAAGACUGGGUUUUGUAAAACUCUUGGUGUAUAGAAUUCUUAAUGGAGGAACCAGAGCGCAUUGAUCUACUUAUGUCGAAUUUAUACUAGGUAAGGCACCUAUGUUACAACUCAGAUAAGAAAAGAGGAUUAAUAGUGGUGACCAACGUAGCCCAGAAAAAAAUAUUUACAAACCGGCCAAACGUCGGAAAUAUAGAGGAAGAUUAAAAAUAAGUGCUACUUCACAAAUUUUUCCAUAUACGUGUCUAUACACUUCCUUGGCUCACAAUGCACCUUAAAGCUAGACAAAAACCUAAUAAAACUAAGAAUUAGAAAUCUUACAAACUUCAACCAGCUAUUAUUAUUGACUUUGUCUGAUUAUCAAUGGUUAGAAUCCCAAUUCUAUGCCUAUCUUUGCGGAUAAUUUGUAUUUAUUAAAAAGUAAUUUAUUUAUGGGUCGUGGCUGUUUACUUAAUAAUCCCUAGAUAUGAUAGAACGGCAUUUAAUCAUGCGGUUCCUCAAGUAUCCGGCCUAUCAAAAUGGAGAGAAAAUAAAAUUUUCAUUUUUUUCAAACGUUUCUAAACUUCAGUGAAUUUUAUUUCACUAAAUUUUAAAAUAAAUUGUCCUUUGCAUAAUUCAGCCCUAUUCUUUUGAAGCGUUUGUUUUAUAUGAGCUGAUUUAUUGCUAAACGAUGUCCAGAUGUUUGAAUGAACAGUUCACUUUACAAUACUUGGUCAAGUUUAUUAUCUUUAAAUCCACCGGUAUGCUAUUUUUUAGAAUGCAGACAUUUGCCAUUUUAUUUUCUUGGAAUUUAAAAUUAAGUUCCUUAGUUAUCAUGAUAAACAGAGUAAAAAUGUGCUGUUAAUCUGUGAGC